CUGGGUGGACGGCAAAUGACAGCUGUGCCGGUUGCCAUGUCGCUCACCGCCAGCUUCAUGUCAGGCAUCACAGUCAUUGGCACACCUGCUGAGGCCUACCGGUUUGGAGCUGCGUUCUGGCUCUUUGGCUUCUCCUAUGCCAUCAUGUCUGCUGUCACUGCUGAGAUCUUUGUCCCACUUUUCUACCGACUAGGGAUCACCAGUGCAUAUGAGUACCUGGAGAUGCGCUUUAGCCGGCCCAUUCGGAUAAUUGGGACAUCGAUGUACAUCGCACAGACGGCUCUGUACACCGGUUUGGUCAUCUAUGCUCCAGCUCUUGCACUAAAUCAAAUCACUGGACUUGAUCUGUGGGGAGUGCUGGUGGCUACAGGAGUGGUGUGCAUCCUCUACUGCACUUUGGGGGGUCUGAAAGCAGUAAUCUGGACAGAUGUGCUUCAGAUGGUGAUCAUGCUGGCAGGCUUUGUGGCUGUUAUAGCAAGAGGAGCUGUACUGCAGGGAGGCCUGACGAGGAUUUGGGAAGAUGCCGGCCAAGGAGGCCGGCUAGAGGCGUUUGAUUUUGACCCAGAUCCUCUGAAGCGACACACUUUCUGGACCAUUAUAGUCGGUGGUAGCGUGAUGUGGAUUUCUAUCUACUCAAUCAACCAGUCCCAGGUGCAGCGCUACAUAUCCUGCAAAACCUUGAGACAUGCCAAGAUGUCUUUGUAUGUGAACAUGGUUGGCUUGUGGGUAACAGUGAGCCUGGCUGUGUUUUCUGGCUUAACCAUGUACUCCAUUUACAAAAACUGUGACCCACUUUCAAAUGGUGAUAUAAGCACCCCUGACCAGAUGCUGCCCUACCUUGUAAUGGACAUCCUGGCAGUCUACCCUGGCAUCCCUGGCUUGUUUGUGGCUGCUGCAUACAGUGGAACCCUUAGCACGGUGUCUUCCAGCAUUAAUGCCCUGGUUGCUGUCACUGUGGAAGAUUUUAUUCUCCCUGUGUGCAAAAACCUCACAGAGAAACAAGUGACCUGGAUUAACAUGGGCCUGAGUGUAUUCUUUGGUGCCGUGUGUAUUGGGAUGGCUGGAGUUGCUUCAGUGAUGGGAAGCGUUCUGCAGGCAGCACUGUCCAUAUUUGGCAUGAUCAGCGGGCCUCUUCUUGGUCUUUACCUGUUAGGCAUGCUUUUCCGCACAUCAAAUUCAAUAGGAGGACUACUGGGAAUGAUCAUUGGUCUAGUGUUGACUCUGUGGGUGGGGAUUGGAGGCCAGCUUUACCCUCCAACAGAUGAGAAGACAAAUCCUCUCCAUGUCAGUACUGCAGGCUGCAAUAGCACAAUGAGCCAGAACUUCACAACUACAACUCCCUGGACCAUUAAAGUUUGACUUUAUUACUAAAAUGAUUUUCCUUUGUAUAUCAGUGUCAGACCAGCUUUGGCAGACACCUGGUACUCUCUGUCCUAUCUUUACUUCUCUCUGUUGGGCACACUGACCACGAUGGUGUCUGGCCUGCUGUUGAGCGUGAUCACAGGUGGAUGCAAACAAAAGAAGCUGAACUCUGACCUGUUUGUGAGGAAGAGCGACUUGAUCUGCUUCAGCUGCUUCAGUAAAUCAAGGGUUUCGGAUGUCAAAGAAAAGGCUGCAACUGAGUUUCACAUUGGAGGUGACAACUCAGCAUUCACAGACUCUGAUGUGAUGAGCAAAGAUGUUGAAAAAGUCACCAAACUGUAAUACUGCUCUAACAAUUCUCCGUUCCUUGUGGAGACAGUUUAAUUUUAAGUUUUAUUUUUUUAUAAACACAUAAAUGACAAACCACAAUUAUUUUGCUGCUACACUGAUGUGGUGCAUUUGAUUUGCCCCCCCCCCCAAAAAAAACACAUACUUACCAGUAUGUGAGUAUUUAUGUUGAUGUGAAUGAGACGUUUUAAACAUGUUUAUAAAAAUACACAAUUAUUUAGUUUUUGUAUUAAGAAGAAUGACUCGGAAAACAUAAAGUUUGUAAAUAAUGUAAUUUAAAUU
Toxotes jaculatrix (banded archerfish) is the source of this 1992-nucleotide messenger RNA. It is a transcript of the gene slc5a8l, whose product is annotated as solute carrier family 5 member 8, like. The record is from RefSeq and is a predicted model, not a curated record. Gene Ontology annotation, cellular component: membrane. Lineage: Eukaryota; Metazoa; Chordata; Actinopteri; Toxotidae. The transcript is spliced from 15 exons. Gene Ontology annotation, biological process: propanoate transmembrane transport; sodium ion transport. Gene Ontology annotation, molecular function: organic acid:sodium symporter activity.